AUGAACCGAUAUCGAAACGCCCCGACGCUCCGACGCUCCGACAAAGCCACCGCGAACACACUGUGUCAGAAAUGCCUCAAACGAGAUACGUACAAUUCUCUAUAUCUGACUAACUCCGGUUCACGGCACUACAGUUUUGAUUGCAAGGCACCUGCGCAAGAGCGCCCAUACAUCCCGCGACCUUCAAGGACUCAACAGCUACAGAACCCAGAAUUGAUACCCAAGCUCUCCAGUGAUAACCCAAACGAGCUUUUACGGACAGAGGGUUUGGCGGAUGAGUUACUUGCCAACCGGGAGGAAGAGCGUGGUCGGAAGAGACCUGGGGAUAUGACAGACCGCCGUUCCCACUCUCCGAAGCGAUCUAGGUCGAUCUCAGUGGCAACGAUAUCCACCAAUCGAUCUUGUGACUCCUCUCCCCGUCAUAACAAAUACGGCGCAAUCGAUAGUGGCCGCCGAGCCGACUCAUCCUCACCUACCAAGUCCCGAAAGAGACGCUAUAGUGAUUCCACAGAGGGCCGAUCUAGUCCGGCUCAAACAAGACCAAAGAAUCGUUCGCCGUCCCGGGAGCGAACUGAUGACCGAAACACACGGCGACGACGUCGAGAGUCUAGCCCCGAAGAACGAGGUCGGCACCGUGGCGCAGGAAGGCAUAGUGACCGACGAGACCGCCGAAGCAAGAGUAUGGACCAAGAGCGAGCGAAAGACAUGCGUUCUAUGACUCCAGAUGUUCCUCGUGACCGCUCAUACCGGGAUCGAGCCAGCCCACCACGCCAGUCUCAGCCCGGACGGUCUAGGACUGACACCAGAACACAGAACCAGCCUCCCCGAGAGCGAAGCCUGAGUCCUUUCAGCAAGCGGCUUCGUUUGACCGAAGCCAUGAACCAUGGAAGGUAA
Penicillium paradoxum is the source of this 894-nucleotide messenger RNA. Its product is annotated as zinc finger CCHC-type containing 10. The transcript is spliced from 3 exons. The record is from RefSeq and is a predicted model, not a curated record. The coding region runs from base 1 to 894 and encodes 297 amino acids. Lineage: Eukaryota; Fungi; Ascomycota; Eurotiomycetes; Eurotiales; Aspergillaceae.